AUGGCUGUUCAGACACCUAAGCAAAGAUUGGCUAACGAGAAGUUUAACAAGAACGUGGAGAAGCAGAGGAAGUUCGGUAAGAAGAAGCAAGACAAGCAAAAGACUGAACUACCUAUCUCCAAGUCCUGGGUCUAUUUCAUCCUGUUCCUGUUGAUUGGUGGUGGUGUUCUAGAGCUGUUUAGUCUGUUGUUCUAA
This is a messenger RNA of Nakaseomyces glabratus, 195 nucleotides long. It is a transcript of the gene YSY6, whose product is annotated as Ysy6p. Lineage: Eukaryota; Fungi; Ascomycota; Saccharomycetes; Saccharomycetales; Saccharomycetaceae. The record is from RefSeq and is a predicted model, not a curated record. Gene Ontology annotation, cellular component: endoplasmic reticulum.